AAGUGAAGGAGUGGAAGAGACGCUGCCAGCCGCAGAGUAGUAAUAAAGCAAACCGCCCGAGGGGACUGAGCAGUGUUUGCCGAGCGGAGACGGAGGAGAGACGGCAGAGACGGCUCCAGGUGACCGGGUUGCGAUGGGGGCGAGCGGGAUGCGUGACUAGGACGCAUUUCCUCUGGAAGCUGCUCCUGUGGAUUGUAAAAGUGGUCAUCCUCCAGCACUGACCGGGACUGUUUGCGCCUGUAUCAUUCACUUGACGGAUUUUUUUUUCUUCUUCUUCUUCUUCUUCUCACAACCAUGAACGUGUCCCCCACACAUCGCAGGAAAGACAUGCGACAAUUGGCUUUGGAGAUUGGCAUCCGAGUUCUGCUUUUCGGAGUUUUUGUAUUCACAGAGUUUCUGGAGCCCUUUGAGAGAGUUAUUCAACCAGAAGAGCUUUGGCUCUACAAGAAUCCUUUAGUAGAGUCGGAUCACAUUCCCAAGAGGGUCAUGUUUGCAAUUUCAUUCCUUACCCCACUGGCAGUGAUAUUUGUGGUGAAGAUAAUUCAGAGGACGGACAAGACAGAAAUCAAAGAGGCAUGUUUAGCUGUGUCCUUGGCUCUCGCCUUAAACGGAGUCUUCACAAACACCAUCAAGCUGAUUGUUGGCAGGCCCAGGCCAGAUUACUUCCAGCGCUGCUUUCCAGAUGGGCAGGUGGAUGCGAAGAUGAUGUGCACCGGGAAGCCAGAGUUAGUCUCUGAGGGACGUAAGAGCUUCCCCAGCAGUCAUUCCUCCUUUGCGUUCUCCGGUCUUGGUUUCACCUCUUUCUACCUGGCGGGAAAGCUGCAGUGCUUCACAGAUCAGGGUCGAGGCCGCAGCUGGCGUCUCUGUGCCAUGAUACUCCCUCUUUACAGCGCCAUGAUGAUUGCAUUGUCCCGGACCUGCGACUACAAACACCACUGGCAAGACGCCUUUGUUGGAGGAGUGAUCGGGUUGCUGUUCGCAUACAUCUGCUACCGCCAACACUACCCGCCCUUUCUGCACAUGGACUGCCACCUGCCUUAUGCCAGUCUGGCUGCUGCCACCAACGUGCCCUUGCAGCCUCAGGACGACCCGCAGCCCACCAGCAACGCCACCAGCCUCCCACUGGAGGGCUUGACCGAAGGGCCAGUAUGACUAGUAGCCACCACCGAGACAACCACUGACACUUUCAACAAGCCGCCAAGCCCGCUUACCCAUUCCUUGUAACUGACUGGCUCCUAUAUACAUUCCAGUGGACCGUAAAAUACUUCACCCAUUCCCAUUUUCAAGCUCUUUGUCUCGGUCAUACCCACAGUCACUGUUUUAUUUCUGUUUUUUUUUUGUUUUUUUUUCAUAAAUCUGAACUCAGCAGCUGUUCAAGUUUAUAUUUAGAUGUGGUGUUGGAGAUGAACCUAUAAAAAUAGGACAUCACCUCUGAGAGAGAAGAGAGAAAAAUACGUUGGAAACCUCCGGAAAUAUCAUACUAACAGCUGUGAGGCAGGAUGACAAUGUUUUUGCCGAAACUUUUUUGAAUAAUGAGAGGGGUGGUGUUCAUGUUGUUCUAUACUGGAGUAUAUUACAUUUUUUGGUACCUAAAGUGUGGGGGGAAAAAACUGUUGAGAAGAGAAAAUAAAUCCCGUUGAAUGUCACAGCAAUGAAAUCACAAAUCAAAAUUUUCAAAACAACCAAUAUUUGUUUUGUACGACGGAGUAUUAGGGCCAAAC
This is a messenger RNA of Cololabis saira (Pacific saury), 1721 nucleotides long. RefSeq names its product phospholipid phosphatase 4 (gene plpp4). The record is from RefSeq and is a predicted model, not a curated record. NCBI's taxonomy places the organism in Eukaryota, Metazoa, Chordata, Actinopteri, Beloniformes, Belonidae. Bases 295 to 1152 code for a protein of 285 amino acids. Gene Ontology annotation, molecular function: phosphatidate phosphatase activity. The transcript is spliced from 7 exons. Gene Ontology annotation, biological process: phospholipid metabolic process.